This is a messenger RNA of Achroia grisella, 1521 nucleotides long. RefSeq names its product cytochrome P450 6B5-like. Lineage: Eukaryota; Metazoa; Arthropoda; Insecta; Lepidoptera; Pyralidae. Gene Ontology annotation, molecular function: oxidoreductase activity, acting on paired donors, with incorporation or reduction of molecular oxygen; iron ion binding; monooxygenase activity. The coding region runs from base 1 to 1521 and encodes 506 amino acids. The transcript has 2 exons. The record is from RefSeq and is a predicted model, not a curated record.
AUGGAGCCAAUAUACAUAUCACUCGUGAUUAUCAGUCUGCUUUAUUCUCUUUACUAUUAUUUCACGAGGACUUUCAAUUACUGGAAGGACCGAGGCAUCGUUGGACCAGAACCUGUUCCUGUAUUCGGUAAUGUGUUAAAAGCUGCACUUCGUUACGAAAAUCAUUCAGUACCCAUCACUCAAAUACACCAGAAGUAUCCAAAUGAGAAAGUUGUCGGAAUCUUCAGAAUGACCGAGCCAAACCUCAUAAUCAGAGAUCUAGAUAUGAUCAAACAUAUACUAGUUAAAGAUUUUGAUGCAUUCUCUGACCGUGGAAUCGAGUUUAGUGAAGAAGGUCUUGGUAAAAAUCUUUUACAUGCUGAUACUGAUACAUGGAGAGUACUCAGAAAUUGUUUUACACCGCUGUUCACAUCAGGGAAAUUAAAAAAUAUGACCUAUUUAAUGACAGAACGGGGAGAUCAGUUUAUCAGAUACGUCGAAAGCAUUAUAGGGAAUCAAGCAGAGCAUAAAAUUCUUAAUCUUGUACAGAAAUAUACAAUGUCUACGAUUGCAGCAUGCGCCUUUGGUAUGGAUAUCGAUGAUCUUUCUGACAAUAACGCGACAAUAAAAACCCUGGUGAAAAUAGAUCAUGACAUAUUCACGUUAAACCAUUUCUUUGAAGUGCUUUUAAUGUAUCCACGUUUGCUCAAGAAAUUGAAUACAACUGUAUUUCCUAAAUACGUCGGUGAGUUUUUCCAUAAAUUAACAAACUCUAUAAUCCGGGAAAGACAAGGUAAAUCCUCAAAUAGGAGAGACUUCAUGGAUUUGCUUCUAGAAAUGAGGAAUCAGAAAGAAAUACGCUCUUUGAAAAGAGAAAGCGGCGAUAAACAAAUGAAUUUAGAAAUUACAGAAAAUGUUAUUGCAUCGCAGUCAUUUAUAUUCUUCGCCACAGGUUACGAAACUAGUGCAACUACUAUGAGUUUUAUGUUAUAUCUACUUGCGAAAAAUCCACAUAUACAAGAGAAACUACAACAAGAAAUAGACAGAACACUCGAGAAGAGUGAUGGUGAAUUAACCUAUGAAAUAAUCAAAGAUAUGACCUAUUUACGUAAAGUCUUUGAUGAAACACUCCGUCUAUUUCCAAUAGGGGAGCCACUACAACGAAAAGCAGUAACAGACUACAAAAUACCUGACACUGAUAUUGUCAUCGAGAAAAAUCGAAUAGUAUUGAUUUCACCUCGUGGUAUACAUCAUGAUCCUAAAUAUUAUCCAAAUCCAGAAGAGUUUGAUCCAGAGAGAUUCAGUCCUGAAGUUGCAGCAACGAGGCAUCCAUGUGCUUACAUACCAUUCGGACUUGGGCCGAGAAAUUGCAUUGGCACGCGCUUCGCUAAAUUGCAGUCUAGCGUGUGCAUUAUCAAGUUCCUGUCAAAAUUCCGAGUGGAGCCAUCUGAAAACACAGUGAAAGAAAUCGAGUAUAACCCAAACAGGGUGAUCAUGUCGCCAUCUGAUGGGAUUGUACUAAACAUUGUGAGGAGGAAGUAG